CUGCAGCCUCUCUGCACUGAAACAUGAGACAUAAAUCAGGUCAAACAGUUUCUGUUUCGAGGAAGUGAAACGCAGACAGUCACUCUGACUGAGAGCAGAAAUGGAGCAGAGUCAGCUAAACCGAGAGACUUUCUCCUGUUCAAUCUGUCUGGAUCUACUGACGGAUCCAGUGGCUACUCCCUGUGGACACAGCUACUGUAUGAACUGUAUUAAAGGUCACUGGGAUGAAGAGGAUCAGAAAAGAAUCCACAGCUGCCCUGAGUGCAGAGAGACCUUCAUACCAAGGCCUGUUUUGAAGAAAAACACCAUGCUAGCAGCUUUAGUGGAGCAGCUGAAGAAGACUGGACUCCAAGCUGCUCCUGCUGACCACUGUUAUGCUGGACCUGAAGAUGUGGCCUGUGAUUCCUGCACUGGAAGAAAACUGAAAGCCAUCAAGUCCUGUUUAGUCUGUCUGGCCUCUUUCUGUGAGAAACACCUUCAGCCUCAUCAUGAUGUGGCUCCUUUAAAGAAACACAAGCUGGUGGAGCCGUCCAAGAACCUCCAGGAGAACAUCUGCUCUAAGCAUGAUAAGUUGUUGGAGGUCUUCUGCCGCACUGAUCAGAAGUGUAUCUGCUAUCUCUGCUCUGUGGAUGAACAUAAAGGCCAUGAAACUGUGUCAGCUGCAGCAGAAAGGACUGAGAGGCAGAGAGAGCUGGAGGAGAGACGAGGAAACAUCCAGCAGAGAAUCCAGGACCAGGAGAAAGAUGUGAAGCUGCUUCAACAGGAGGUGGAGGCCAUCAAUCGCUCUGCUGAUAAAACAGUGGAGGACAGUGAGAAGAUCUUCACCCAGCUGAUCCGUCUCCUCCAGAAAAGAAGCUCUGAGGUGAAGCAGCAGAUCAGAUCCCAGCAGGAAACUGAAGUGAGUCGAGUCAAAGAUGUUCAGGAGAAGCUGGAGCAGGAGAUCACUGAGCUGAAAAGGAAAGACGCUGAGCUGGAGCAGCUCUCACACACAGAGGAUCACAACCAGUUUCUCCUCAACUACCCCUCACUGCCAGCACUCAGUGAGUUUACACACUCAUCCAGCAUCAACAUCCGACCUCUGAGACACUUUGAGGACGUGACAGCACCUGUGUCAGAGCUCAGAGACAAACUACAGGACGUCCUGAGAGACUCAUGGACAAACAUCUCACUGAUGGUCACUGGGGUGGAUGUUCUACUGUCAGAACCAGAACCAAAGAGCAGAGCUGGAUUCUUAAGAUAUUCAUGUGAAAUCACUCUGGAUCCAAACACAGCAAACCCAAGGCUGAGACUAUCAGAGGGGAACAGGAAGGUGACAUGGAUGAAUAGAGAUCAGUCUUAUUCUAGUCACCCAGACAGAUUCACUGAUUAUCCUCAGGUUCUGAGUAGAGAGAGUCUGACUGGACCUUGUUACUGGGAGGUGGAGAGGAGAGAGGAAGUUUAUGUAGCAGUCGCAUACAAGAGUAUCAGCAGAGCAGGAUCGGGUAAUGAAUGUGGUUUUGGAUAUAAUGAUAAAUCUUGGUCAUUAUAUUCUUAUCAAAACAAUAGUGAUCUUUGGCACAACAACAUUUUAACCUCCAUCUCAGGUCCAGUUUCCUCCAGAGUCGGAGUGUACCUGGAUCACAGAGCAGGUAUUCUGUCCUUCUACAGCGUCUCUGAAACCAUGACUCUCCUCCACAGAGUCCAGACCAGAUUCACUGAACCGCUACUGGCUGGAGUUGGGAUUUAUAUAACUGGAUCCUCAGCAGAGUUCUGUAAACCCAGAUAGAUUUCCUCUUUCCUCUCAGAUUGUUGAUCAGGGUUCAUGGUUCUGAUGUCUCUGCUCUGCUGUUCUGAUCUUCUUUAUUUUUCCGGUUUAGUUCUUUGUGUUACAGGAGCCAUAAAGGAAAUCACUGCUGAUCAUUUAUUUCAUUCUUAUGACAGAAAUAUUUCAUGAAAAUCUAAACUUCUCUGGACUCUAAUGGUUUUCCUUUCAUUUUUUUAUCCAUGUAUUUCGAUGUUUUAUUUGUUGUUAAAUCAGUUGAGAUCAAAGUGAUCUGAACUUGCUUCUGUUUUCUAUAUUGUGAUCCAAAAACCUGAAACAUGAAAUCAGAACUGAUGCUGUUUUCUUCUCAUAUUUUUAGAUUUAGAUCAGAAAAAAUGUCUGUAGUUCUGUCUCUUUGGACUUCUUCAAUAAAGAAACUUGAUUACAGAGAAA
Messenger RNA from Xiphophorus maculatus (southern platyfish), 2194 nucleotides. RefSeq names its product tripartite motif-containing protein 16-like. The coding region runs from base 101 to 1765 and encodes 554 amino acids. Gene Ontology annotation, molecular function: protein binding; zinc ion binding. The transcript has a single exon. The record is from RefSeq and is a predicted model, not a curated record. NCBI's taxonomy places the organism in Eukaryota, Metazoa, Chordata, Actinopteri, Cyprinodontiformes, Poeciliidae.